GGCAGUUUAGCUAGAGGACAGACUGAAAGAAAUGGAAAUAGUGGUGAGAUCGCUCCCCCAGCUGCACUGAUGUACAGAAUGCGAUACAAUUGCGAUGCAGAAUCAUAUGCCCAACAGCAUGUACUUACUUGCAAUCGCAGACAGACACGCCCUCGAGCACUAGGAGGAUUCAAGGAGAACGUCAAUGUUCUUGAUAGAAAAGACACCACUCUUGAGGGAGCAGUACAAUGGGCGAUGUAUACAUGGUCGAGUCAACUCACUAAUCGUGGUGUUCCAUCUAAUAUGAUUUAUAGUAGAGAAGUAGCCGAUCGACCAAUUAGUAAUGGUGUAUCAGCAUUUACAAAGAUGGCUUGGUCUAGCAACACGCAACUUGGUUGUGCAGUGAAUGACUGUGGAAGUUUUUUCUUCACUUCGUGUAUUUAUGGACCAGGAGGUGGUAAUAAUAUCGGUCAAUCUAUCUAUCCUAUUGGUGCAGUAUGUUCUCAGUGCACCGCCAAUUGCACAGAUGGACUGUGCCCAACCCCUUAA
Molecule: messenger RNA, 528 nt
Organism: Strongylus vulgaris
Lineage: Eukaryota; Metazoa; Nematoda; Chromadorea; Rhabditida; Strongylidae
Source: the annotation of a GenBank genome assembly